Molecule: messenger RNA, 550 nt
Organism: Nyctereutes procyonoides (raccoon dog)
Lineage: Eukaryota; Metazoa; Chordata; Mammalia; Carnivora; Canidae
Product: histone H2A type 2-A
Exons: 1
Coding region: 44-436 (130 amino acids)
Cellular component (GO): nucleosome
Molecular function (GO): protein heterodimerization activity; DNA binding; structural constituent of chromatin
Source: RefSeq, a predicted model, not a curated record
CUCGGUCGUCGAGCGGGAGGUGUUUGCAGUGAGCGUCGCUGUCAUGUCAGGUCGUGGCAAGCAAGGAGGCAAGGCCCGCGCUAAGGCUAAGUCGCGCUCGUCCCGCGCCGGCCUGCAGUUCCCAGUGGGCCGGGUGCACCGGCUGCUGCGCAAGGGCAACUAUGCCGAGCGGGUGGGGGCCGGCGCUCCCGUCUACAUGGCGGCCGUGCUGGAGUAUCUGACGGCCGAGAUUCUGGAGCUGGCGGGCAACGCGGCCCGCGACAACAAGAAGACGCGCAUCAUCCCCCGCCACCUGCAGCUGGCCAUCCGCAACGACGAGGAGCUCAACAAGCUGCUGGGCAAGGUCACCAUCGCCCAGGGCGGCGUCCUGCCCAACAUCCAGGCCGUGUUGCUCCCUAAGAAGACGGAGAGCCACCAUAAGGCGAAGGGCAAGUGAGGCCGGCGUCCGGAAGCCCAGCCAGCCCUGGUCUCGAAGGGGACCCCUGUGAAAUCAAAAGGCUCUUUUAAGAGCCACCCACUCUAUCAAAUAAAAGGAGUUGUAUACAGGGUA